CAGAAAACCUUCGUGCAAACUCCGGGCCCUUUUGUGCAACUUGCAGAACAAGCCGAAGACCCUUCAGAGCUCUGCAGCACUGCCGGAUCCAACUGUGCAAUACAGACUCAAGCGAUGUGUGGACCACCUCCAUGUGUCAUCAGUGGACCACCUCCAUGUGUCAUCAGUGGACCACCUCCAUGUGACAACAGUGGUCGUUCCUCAUCAGUUCCGAACUGCCCGUCUGCAACACCCAUAAUAAUUUCACAGAGAACCACAACAAGACCUGGACCACCUGUAAUACUGAGACAAGACCCAAGUAAGUGCCACGUCUGCCCGCCCAUCCUGGGUUGGUUCCUACACCCGCUGUCUCUCUGACUCCAGACCUUCAGUCUCUCUUGUUUCAAUCACACAGCUUCCUCUAAAGUCACCGGUAACUGAAAACCCUACCACUAACAAGUCAGACCAUGAGCUGCCUGAAGGCACCUUGAAGUCAGAUCUACUCCUUUUGAAUAUUUUUAGUUGGGUUAUUUUGUUCUUAUUUGCAAUGACAAGAUAAUGUUGGCACUGACGGGCUACUAAGUAUCCUCUGUCGUGUGACUGACAGGCUACUAAGUGUCCUCUGUCGUGUGACUGACGGGCUACUAAGUAUCCUCUGUCGUGUGACUGAUGGGCUACUAAGUAUCCUCUGUCGUGUGACUGACGGGCUACUAAGUGUCCUCUGUCGUGUGGCUGACGGGCUACUAAGUGUCCUCUGUCGUGUGACUGCGAUGUGCUGCCAGCGCAUCCAGCACCUUCCUCUCCAGCAGCAUCCUUUCUUGUUCCCUGCACAGCUGCUAGCCUUUGUUGGAAGCUGCUGCCCCCUACUGCAGGGCGCCAGUAUGUCUUCCUGCUGCUUCGGACAGCUUUCACAAAUUGUCCCCUGUGGGAAAUGUCACCCGCUGCUUUUCUUGUUAGAGUUAAUAGAUAAUUGGGGUUUUAAAACAAAAAGAAAGUAAGAGAAGUCAAAUUGAAUUAGCAAAUUAAGUCAACUGAGAUGUUACUCAUUUAUAAAAAAAUAAAAAAUAGUGGAGGACCAGGGGAAGGACAAUAGGGCCAAGAUAGAAAAAAAAAGCUCAUUCCUCCAGAGUUCACUCAUGCAUUUGAACACUUAUGACAUGUUUCAUGUCCAAGGAGGUUGAGAGAAAAGCUCCUUCUUCUGAGCACUAACAAAUCCUCUUAGAACUUGGUGUGUCUCUGCCCUCACUGGAGAGCACCCGUGUGCACCGUGCUCUCUCUGCUGGCUUUACCGACUACAGCGACUCUGAGAAAGCUCCCCUUUGAUAAGUAUGGCCCCUGCUCAGGGCAG
Alexandromys fortis (reed vole) is the source of this 1327-nucleotide messenger RNA. RefSeq lists its product as uncharacterized. Bases 115 to 357 code for a protein of 80 amino acids. The transcript is spliced from 14 exons. The record is from RefSeq and is a predicted model, not a curated record. Lineage: Eukaryota; Metazoa; Chordata; Mammalia; Rodentia; Cricetidae.